GUCAGUGUAUCUGCCUGUCACGUACUUUGGUACUUUGUCCCAGUUAGGCUAAGCUACCUAUAUGUAGGCAAACAGAAGCGCUGGGAGGAACCAGAGAGUGCACACAGAAGCUGCUGUCAGCAGAAGAGCUUAUUUUAUUUGGUUUUUGGGCUAAACAAGAUGUCUCGACGCGCAGCGGACAGGCUGAAGGUUGUCCUCAAUCAUCUGGACCGCUCCAACUCUGCUUCUGUUCGCUCAUCCUUCACUUCAUCCCAGGCAGUGUCAUAUCAUCCUCAAACAUUACGGUACACCUUUGACACAGGUUUCCUGAGUCCAGAGCAGAGGAUUUUUUAUGAAGAAAAUGGCUUUUUACUCAUCAAAAACCUGGUUUCCGAAGAGGACAUUGAUCGUUUUAGGGCAGAGUUUGAGCGUGUCUGUAAAGGAGACGUGAAGAUUCCAGGCAUGGUGGUGAUGAGAGAUGUAGCUAUUGCGAAGUCUGAGUUUGUGCGUGAUCAGAAGGCUGUAUCUAAACUUCAGGAUUUCCAGGAUGAUGCAGAACUAUUCCGCUACUGCAGUUUGCCCCAGAUUCUGAAGUAUGUGGAGUGUUUUACUGGCCCCAACAUCAUGGCAAUGCACACAAUGCUCAUUAAUAAACCCCCAGAUGCAGGAAAGAAGACAUCUCGUCACCCCAUGCACCAGGACCUGCACUACUUUCCCUUUCGCCCAGUCGACCACAUUGUCUGUGCCUGGACUGCCAUGGAGAAGGUGAACCGACAGAAUGGCUGCCUGGUAGUGCUUCCUGGAAGCCACAAGGGCACCCUUCAGGAACAUGACUAUCCAGAAUGGGAGGGUGGUGUAAACAAGAUGUACCAUGGUGUUCGCAACUAUGAUCCAAACCACCCGAGAAUGCAUGUGGAGAUGGAAAAAGGAGACACCUUAUUCUUUCACCCUUUGCUCAUCCACGGCUCGGGAAUGAACCAAACACAGGGAUUCCGGAAGGCCAUCUCCUGUCACUAUGCCAGUGCUGACUGUUAUUACAUUGAUGUGACUGGGACAAGCCAGGAGAACAUUAGUAAGGAGGUGAAUGAAAUUGCUACCAGAAGAUAUGGAACAGAUAUAUCCGUUUCCUUUGCGGAUACCUGGGCUUUGAGAGGACGCCUGGUCCAUGGAGAGAGGACAUCACUUUGAUCCUCCUGUCUUGUUUUGUCAGAAACACACCCACAGGAGAAAGUGGUGGUAGUACAAAGGAAUUAUUAGAAUUGGUUUAAUCAUGUAGCAGCUGGCCAUCGACAAACAGUUUUAUACAGUAAUGUAACACUAAUUCUGGGUUAUCACUCAAAAUAGCUUCAGAGUUUACUACAUAUGUAGUACAAUUUUGUCUGCAUGCGUUACAUUUAACAUAAGGACAGAUUAGAGCAGUUUGAUCGAGACAUAAGGACAAAUGUGUGAGAAAUGGAAGGUGAACUGAAAGUUUAUCAGCAUGUGUUAUAAAUGAAUUAUUAGUAAUAACCUAGUAAUUUUACAAUCUUCCUCUGAACGGAAUAUCAAUUUUGUCUCUAAUCAUUGGCAUUAAAAAUGAGUUAUAAUUUUUGAAGGAACUGUAGAGAAAAUUGUUUCCUUUUAAGUAUAUGGAAGAGUAUUUUCUUUGAAAAAAUGUGGAAUUAGAAUGGAAUGCAUUAGCAUUUAAUUAAAGGCUGCUAAUGUUCACUUAGUUUUGCCUUCACACUGUAAGUGCUGCUAAUUGUAAACAUGUUAAAAUGUUUAAUAAAAUUGUAAUCUUAUAUAUAAUAUAAUUAUUUUUGUAAAUAA
Molecule: messenger RNA, 1788 nt
Organism: Astyanax mexicanus (Mexican tetra)
Lineage: Eukaryota; Metazoa; Chordata; Actinopteri; Characiformes; Acestrorhamphidae
Gene: phyh
Product: phytanoyl-CoA 2-hydroxylase
Exons: 9
Coding region: 160-1167 (335 amino acids)
Biological process (GO): fatty acid alpha-oxidation
Molecular function (GO): phytanoyl-CoA dioxygenase activity
Source: RefSeq, a predicted model, not a curated record